AUGGCAUUCAUCCAUCAUCCGAGAGCAAGGCCCGCUCGCGACCGCCACUCACCCCCGCCAUCUCACGAACCAACAUCCGCGCCUCGAGCCUCGUACAGCAAGACCAGUCAGGACAAUGCACACGACUGGAGCAUCGUCUUUCCCGGCAGGGUAAAGCAGACGGCAACCUCGGCCCAUGACAGCGACGAACCCCUGAGCGACAGCGCAGCCUCAGCCACACCGAGCUCGCCCGCAGAUCCCUUCCAGCCAGACCCUCAAACAGGACUGGCCCUCUCCCUCCCCCCGCUGCACGAUGGCACGGGACGCUUCGCGGGGGCCAGCGAGACCUCGGCCUCGCCCGCCGCCGACGACGUCGUCUCGUUAAGGUCGCCGCUAUCGCCGCAGUCGGACAUCUACACCGAAAGCGUGUUCAGCGCCACCGACUCGCACGACGAUGCCGACGGAGAGGUCGGGUUUGGCUCCGGCUCCGACUUUGAGUCCGACGCUAUCGCGCAUGCCGACGGCGAAGAGAAACCUUCGGCCACCGCUCGAGCAACGCCUCAAGAAUCGAGCCUCGCCACGUCGCUGGGCGCAAGCCGCGCCGGGUCGUGGUUGAGCGGCAACCAGAGCAUCGCAAGCACGCUUGACCACGUCUCCGUCACAGUCAACAUGGCCACCGAAGCUGGCCGGGGGGAUUGA
Molecule: messenger RNA, 678 nt
Organism: Pseudozyma flocculosa PF-1
Lineage: Eukaryota; Fungi; Basidiomycota; Ustilaginomycetes; Ustilaginales; Ustilaginaceae
Exons: 4
Coding region: 1-678 (225 amino acids)
Source: RefSeq, a predicted model, not a curated record